GCAAAAUGUCAUCCCAACUGUCAAAAACUUUGUCAACAAAUUUUUAACGUAUCAUCUUGAAGGUAGAUCCCCACAUUUGUAUACAAUUUCUUCUCACAACAUAGGUUUAUUCUCAUCUAAAGCAAAGAACAAUGACAAACUCAGAAGUUACUUCCUUGUACAAGAAACUCAAUGCAGAAUGGUCAUCUCCUUCGCCAAAUUUAAGUAAAUGUGAUCAACUACUUUCAAAGUUGAAGGUUGAACUUACGGGAGUCAUGUUUCUACCUACAUCAAACGCCAUUGCUUCGAAACAAGAAUUAUUGCUAGGCCGAGAUAUUUUGGAAAUAGGUGUUCAAUGGAGUAUUGCCAGUAAUGAUAUUCCAUCUUUUGAGAGAUAUAUGGCUCAGCUGAAGUGUUAUUAUUUUGACUACAAGACUGAAUUGCCAGAAUCUGCGUUCAAGUAUCAGUUGCUGGGAUUAAACCUGCUAUUUUUAUUAUCACAAAACCGAGUUGCGGAAUUUCACACAGAACUUGAACUCCUUCCUGCUGAUCAUUUACAAAAUAAUGUUUAUAUCAGACAUCCAUUAUCAAUUGAGCAAUAUCUUAUGGAAGGUAGUUAUAAUAAGAUUUUCUUAGCUAAAGGAAAUGUACCAGCAAAAAGUUACAAUUUCUUCAUGGAUAUUCUGUUAGAUACAAUCAGAAAUGAAAUAGCCAAUUGUGUUGAGAAAGCUUAUGAGAAAAUUUCUCUUAAAAUGACAGCACGAAUGCUAUAUCUUCCUAACGAAGAAGCAGCGAAAUCAUUUGCAACUAAGAAAGGUUGGAAACUUGGAAAAGAUAAUUUCUUUUAUUUUGUUCCUGAGAUAGAGAAAACUACCGAGCCUAUUCCAUCGAUUGAGUUAGCAGAACAAGCUAUUGAAUAUGCUAAGGAAUUGGAGAUGAUUGUUUAAGACUUCCCAAUUUAUAUAUCUGUAAUAAGUUUAAUUUGGAUUAAAAAGUUUGUCUUUAGUUCA
Coccinella septempunctata (seven-spotted ladybird) is the source of this 989-nucleotide messenger RNA. It is a transcript of the gene Rpn12, whose product is annotated as 26S proteasome non-ATPase regulatory subunit 8. The coding region runs from base 132 to 926 and encodes 264 amino acids. NCBI's taxonomy places the organism in Eukaryota, Metazoa, Arthropoda, Insecta, Coleoptera, Coccinellidae. Gene Ontology annotation, biological process: proteasome-mediated ubiquitin-dependent protein catabolic process. The transcript is spliced from 4 exons. The record is from RefSeq and is a predicted model, not a curated record. Gene Ontology annotation, cellular component: proteasome regulatory particle; nucleus; proteasome regulatory particle, lid subcomplex.